AUGUCCUCUGUAUCAAGGUUAAUAUUGAUAAUUUUACUAAACGAGGUAUACGCGCAUAAUACACCAGAUACCGAGGUAAUAUUGUUGCCAGUAUGGAACUCAAAAGGUGGUGCACCGGAGAUUCCUUUAACUUUCAAAGUCUUUGGGCACUUGAUUCAGUUGAAUCUACGUAGAAACGACAAUAUUACAUCAUCUCAGUUUCAAGUCUGGAAACACAAUGCCAAGGGCAUCGCAGAAGAAUUGUCGCAGUUAAACGCACCGGAUCCUUGCUAUUAUCUUCACAAGAGUCAUGUCGGUUCCGCAGCUAUAAGUUUUUGCCAAGAACAUGGAUUGCACGGGCUCAUCUUUCUGGAAAACAUUACAUUGGAAAUCACGCCUUUGCGAAACGGCCUUGCAUCUUUACCUUUACUCGUCGACGACCGUUAUGUCAAGGAAGAAGAAGCCGUUCUGCCGUUGGGUGAGCCUCACGUGGUUAAGCGAUCACCGCCGAGACCGCCCAUUGAUUUAGAUGUUGAGACGAAGCGACGUGAAAUACGAGAUACGAAAGAAAAAUUAACAUUAGAGCUGGCAGUCUUCUUCGAUGAGGCUGCGUAUCGUUUGUUCUCGCCUUUUCUGGAUGGAGACGAUGGGAAGAUUCGUGACAUGUUGUUAGCGUACGUGAAUGGUAUCCAAGCGCUGUAUCAUCAUCCGAGUCUCGGUGCCUCAAUCGACAUAUCAUUGAUACGCUUAGAUAUUAUUCAGAGGCAGCCACUUGAUUUACCGCACUUUGGUGGCGAGAGAGGUAGCUUGUUGGAUUCGUUUUGCAAUUACGCCAACGUUCGCAAUCCUCCGGAGGACGCACAUUCCCGUCACUGGGACAUGGGCCUCUACGUAACUGGACUGGAUCUUUACGCGAUCGAAAACGGAAGGAGGAACGGCGCUACCAUGGGACUAGCUACCGUCGGUGGUCUAUGCAUCCCGCGUUAUUCCUGUGUGAUAGCAGAAUUGGGAGUUACGGAUCAACUUGGAAAGCCUUACCCAUCCGCGGGCUUUACAUCAGUUUAUAUCGCCGCCCACGAGAUUGGCCACAACUUAGGAAUGCCGCACGAUUCGAGCGGCAAUGCGUGUCCAAAGGAUGGCUAUAUAAUGUCACCCAGUAGAGGCGUUCGAGGUGAGACGGUUUGGUCCGAUUGUAGCCGUGAGGUGGCUGAGACGUUGUCGCAAACGAAGUCUUGUCUCCUGGAUCGGCCGGAGCCACGAAACACCUCGGAUACACUCGCACACGAUCAUUCGCGAUAUACGGAUUUACCUGGGAGGGAAUGGACCGCCAAGAGACAAUGCGAGUUACUUCUACGCGACAAGGACGCGGACGUUGUUACAUUGUAUCAGGCUUGUCAGUCUUUGCAAUGCGAAACGCCUCACAGGAGUGGAUAUUAUUUCGCAGGGCCGGCGUUGGAUGGAACUCGGUGCGCGCCCGGCAGAGAAUGUCGCGGUGGAGAAUGUCUAUCUAUUGCCGAACCGCCGAAGUUAUCCGGCGGCCAAAAAGGUAGCUGGAGCGAAUGGAAGGAAGGUUCCUGCAGUAGUGGUUGUUUGCAGAGAUCUAAAGGCGCUCGAGUUAGACGACGAUUCUGCGAGAAUCGAAAUAAUCGUCUUAGAUCAACGGCGAGGGAUUGCAAAGGGCUGUAUUACGAUGUACUCUUGUGCAAAGAUGAGAAACUUUGUAAGAAGAAACGCAGGACGAUUGACGAGUUCGCUACGUUCAAGUGUGGCCUUUUCGGGGAAAGAUUACCGAAAUUGGACGGUACGGCGAAGGGAUUGCAGGCGGCACACGAAGCCGACAGGCCAUGGAUGGCUUGCGCUAUAUUCUGUCGACGAAAGGACAUUGCCGCUUAUUACGCGCCACGCGUGGAAUUAAACGAUCUUGGCCUCGAUCCAUACUUUCCAGAUGGGACGUGGUGCCACGCCGAAGAGGGCCAAGAUUACUUUUGUCGUCAGCAUCACUGUCUGCCGGAAAACUUUCGAUUCGGCCAAAAAUUCGGCGGCGGCUUGCCGAAGGUCUAUCGAUACGAGGGCGAGGAUGAGAACGAGGAAUUGGGACCACAAAACGCACAUAAUCGACUUGGAAUCGUCGAUCGGUCAAGUGUCAUCAAGUAUCUGACAUCAGGGCCAGACGGUAUACCUUUGUUGACUUCUGUAUCGCGCGGCAUCGCUUCUCCAUUUGGUGAAGAUGAAUGGAUCGACAAGGAUUAUAUCGAAUUACCGCCAUUCCUAUCCAAGUCCAUGCCUUAUCCCAUGGGCAUUGAAGAAAAAUAAAGAACGAAUAAACGGAGCAAAAGGAUCGACAAUUAUAUAUAUAAUCGAGAGACAAGGUUGUUAUAUUUAAGACGCAAGGAGAAAAGUAGACCACUACGUAAAGUGAAUUCUCCCGAUUUGUACGAGAAGAUAUUUCGAAAGAUAGGACGAGAAAGAGGCGUUAUGACGUCAUCCACUUCACCAUCUAUUUUAAGAGUGUCCCGAUGUUAUAUUCGUAUUUCUAUAGGAGCGCGGGACGGAGAAUCGAGGGCAAUAAAAAUGUGUAUCGUACAACCUAAUAUUUCUCAUAUUAUUUAGCGUACAAAUAAUUAAUCAGUUAUUAAACUUAGGAGCAAUUACAUAACAAGAUGUGGACUCGACAUUAGAAGAAACAAUCGAGCCUAAUAUAUAUUCGACAGAUUGUGUCUUGCAAUAUCUAAUGUAAACAAAAAUUUUUUUCUUUAUAUUAUAAGACAGAGUGUACGACAAAAAUGAUGUACAAUAUUCGUUGCAAUAUCUGAAAUUUUCGUCUCACCCUUUCUCACUCUUUCCUUUUUCUUUUCUUUGCUUUCGAUAACUCUAUAAGCGUGUUAUAUCGCUGAACAGCGUGUCACGUGUCACGAGUACAUGAACCUCGUUUAAGUGAAACGGAUAAAAUUUCUGAUAUUGCACUUGCGUUAUUCUACAGCCUCCGUACAUACCACAUGUAUGUACCCCUAGGACAUACACGCACAUACACGCCCACGCAUUCACAUGCACAUACGCACAUGUGUACAAUGGAGAAAACCAAGUAAUCCAGACACAACAAUGUGAAAUUAGCGAAUAUAUACCAGAUUCUCUAUAAUAAUUUUAUAAUUUAAUAUAUUUAUAUCUGUGUGUGUGUGUGUUUAUACUUUUAUGUCUUAUACUCUUUAGUCGAUAUUGACUAAAACUAUCGUUAGAGACCAAUCACGCAGCUACAUAUAGACAUCAAGUCGCUGAAUUUCAAUUGAAUUAAAUUUCGAACGUCGAAGAAAA
Wasmannia auropunctata (little fire ant) is the source of this 3288-nucleotide messenger RNA. Its product is annotated as A disintegrin and metalloproteinase with thrombospondin motifs 2-like. Gene Ontology annotation, biological process: proteolysis. The record is from RefSeq and is a predicted model, not a curated record. NCBI's taxonomy places the organism in Eukaryota, Metazoa, Arthropoda, Insecta, Hymenoptera, Formicidae. Gene Ontology annotation, molecular function: metalloendopeptidase activity.